UGACGUUUAAAUUGUCAAAAUAAUUUUAAGAAAACGUUUUCCUGUCUCGAUCGAUCGUGAUUUAUUGAAUAUAAUUAUUUUUUUAUAAUCCAAAUUCGCCAUGGUAUUUAUCUAGGAACUAAAAUUAAAGUGAAGAUAUUUAAGUGUGUGACAGGUAAAUAGAAAAGGUAAAAAAAAAAAGAAUGGCUGCCAAACCAAACAACCCUCCCCCUCCCCCUCAGCAAUUCAACUUACUACCGAAAAUUAUAAAUGGCGGCAUCGCCGGAAUUAUCGGUGUGUCCAUUGUGUUUCCAUUGGAUCUGGUCAAAACGCGACUGCAGAACCAAACGGUGGGGCCGAGUGGAGAGAAACAAUAUAAAAACAUGUUGGAUUGUUUCAAGCAAACGUACAGAGCGGAGGGGUACUUCGGCAUGUACCGCGGCUCGGCGGUCAACAUCAUCCUCAUUACGCCGGAGAAGGCGAUCAAACUGGCCGCUAACGAUCUGUUCCGGUUCCAUCUGACGCUGAAGGAUGGAUCGCUGCCGGUGUUCCGUCAAAUGAUCGCCGGCGGGCUGGCGGGUGCGUGUCAGAUAGUCAUCACGACGCCCAUGGAGCUGCUCAAGAUACAGAUGCAGGACGCCGGUCGCCAGGCAGCGCAGGCAGCGAAAGAGGGCAAGAAGUUCGAGCGGGUAACGGCGAUGCAGCUGACGCGGCGGCUGAUGGCCGAGCGCGGCAUAUUCGGCCUGUACAAGGGGGUCACCGCCACCGCCGCCAGGGACAUCUCCUUCAGCGUCGUCUACUUCCCCACCUUCGCCAUACUCAACGACCUCGGCCCUAAGGACACCCCCGGGGGUCCACCGCCGUUUUGGUGGUCGUUCUUGUCGGGCUGCGCCGCCGGCUCCACCGCGGCGCUCGGCGUCAACCCCUUGGACGUGAUCAAGACGCGCAUGCAGACCAUCACCAAGGGCGGCCGCCAGUACAGCUCCAUCAUGGACUGCAUCACAAAAACGUUUACCCAAGAAGGCCCGACGGCAUUCUUCAAGGGCGGUGCUUGUCGUAUGAUCGUCAUAGCGCCGCUAUUCGGUAUCGCGCAAACCAUUUACUAUUUAGGAAUAGCGGAAAACUAUUUAGGUAUUAAGUAAAUUAAUUAUAUUUAAUACAAUUUAAUAUGAUAUUUCGAAAAGGGCACAUGUCGGAUAUUCUGUAUAUACCUAUAUCUUACAAAUAUAAAAUAUAUAACAACAUAUUUAGAUUAUUAUUAAAAUAAGUUAUUUUCUUUGUUUAUAUAUAAAUGUAACACAAUAGUUACUUUUAGAAAUUAUACACUGGUUUAAAAAAGAAUUAGUUUUUUUUCUGGACAUUUUAAAUUUUUAGACAUGUGCCCUUUUUGAAAUUGCAUAUUAAUUAUUAUAGUGAGCGCGAUAUUGGCGAAUAUGAAUUAGCAGCGUCGGAAAUAAAGUGUAUAAAGUAAAAAUGUAAUUUUACAAAAAAAAGUACCUAUUCAUAUUCAGAAGCGGAUAUUUUGUGAAAUGUAAAAAUUAUUAAUUUAGAUAAUAGUUAAAUUAAAAUCAAUUAUUUAUUUGUUUCAAAUGAUAAAUAUAUAUAUUUGGAAUUGUUUUUCUAUUACAUUUUAGUAUCCACUUCAAUAAAAAAUACUUUAUUUUUUUAUUGUUUGUUUUUUUUUUUAAAAUCAUCCCCAAUUAAACGCACGCUGAAUGUAAAUUAUAUUCGCCAAUAUACAUGAUCGCUAACAAUAUUGCCGCCAUAUUUAUUUUUUUAUAUGUUUUUUAUUAUUUAAUUAGCAUUAUGUUCACUAGUAAAAGACGCACAUAUACCUCAUUGGUGCCAACUUCGCUGUACACAAAACUUUAAACUAACAUCCGGCCGCUCAGAUAUUGCGCGACGCAAUUCCUGAGUGGCCGGACAUUAAAUUGCUUAGCUUUAACAGUUGAGCUGUCCUUUUCAUAAUGACACUGCUAGAAAAGUGUCAAACAUGUUAUCGAUAAGCUAUAGAUGAAAUUUUUAAAUGUUUUGUCAUUUGUUUAGUUUAUAGGUUUUGUACAAUCGAAAUGGCACCCUUGUGAAUAAAGACUGCGACAUAUCAAGGUGUAUGGUAUAAUAACACUGGAUCUAGAUGCGUUCCACGAAUUAACUCGUGACGACCAAUAGCGGCGUAUCGGAAACUACAAACCAUCACUGUCGUCCCACCGCAACGAAAGAAAGAUAAAAGAAUCGAAAUAUUUUAAAUUUGGCCGCUAUUGGUCGACAAUAUGUCUUUGUCUUCUUGAGAUAAUGUGUCGUUGACGCAUCUUGGGCCUAAUGAAGUGGUAUUAGUCUUUCGUAAUCGUUUCGAAUGUAAAUUAAAGUUCUUAUUUGUAUUCGUAAAACCAAAAACGUCUGUUCUUGAAGUUUUUAGGGUUUCGUUUUAAAAUUGACGAAUUAAAUAUCUGUAGGCCUAAUAUGCGCGCCAUGUGACAUCUCGUAAAGACAAAAAUACAUUGUCGACCAAUCGCAUCGCUGAUAUGCUCUCUCUUAUACCAUCGCAACGUAAGAGAGAUAAUGUUUAAUGUGAUAGUUUUCCAUACCGCCGCUUUUGGUCGACAAUAUGUCAUUUCCUCUUCGUCGUUGACGCCUUUUAGGUCUAUUGAAUAUAAAAAACUUUUCAAAAUAAUCACGUCAAUUAUUAUCUAUUGACUGCUUAUUAAUACAGUCUUGUAGUCAGCUCCUAGAAGAAAUUUAACAGUAGAAUUCAUAGACGUUGUGGGGGCGCCCCCAGGGGAUCGUUCACCCGUUGAGUGUCGAAUUUGACUUUGAAAGCGUUUGAGAAUUCGACACUCAGUGGGUGAAUGGUCCCCUGGGGGUGUCCCUGGAACGUAUAUGAAUUCCAGUGUAAAUGUUUUCGAUUUCGUCAUGGUUAUGAUAUUUUUAAAUUAAACGAUGGCUUAUGUGUUAUGAGAUUUUAUUAUCUUGCCGAGCUAAUGAUAUUUAUGUUAAAUGUGAUAGUUUUCCUAAUUAUUCGAAACGUAUUUUUAAUUUUAUUUUAUUGACACGCAGAUCUAUUUAAAAUGUACAAAUAUUUAUUUAUUUAUUUAAUUAUAUUUAUUGCAUUUUUAAUUGUUAAUAAUUAUUUAUAGGUAUGCCAUUCUAAAUGAAAUAAUUAUUUUGACAACGUCAUUAUUUAACAAAAAAAAAAAGAAAAAACACAAAGUAAAGUUAAAAUGAAACCAAAAGUAUCGUAAUAUAAUUUAUGACAAAUUAAAGUUUUAAGAAGCUUCGUGUGAUAACCACAUUUUGUUGCCGGUUAUUUAUUAAACCACAAUAUGGCGUCUGUGGUUUGUGUAUUGCCAAUUAUUUAUAACACAUUCAAUGGUAGGUCUACAAGAAAAUUGUAAUUUUUUAACCAAUAAAUUUGGUAAUAGGUGAUGUUAUGUUUAUUAAUAUUUUAAAUUAUUGUAAAGUGGUGAUUUUUAAACUAUGCUGUUCCUUUUUUGGUAUUUGUCUUUAUGACGAUUUUUCAUUAGUUAUAACGACUUGGUUGGAAUAACGUGUUAUCCGUAUAAAGCACUAAUCUAUCGGGAUGCUUAUGAAUAUUAUAGAAGAAAUAAUACAAUAGUUUUGGUAAAUCUAUCGAUAUAUAGUCUGACAAGUUCGUUAAUAACACUCCCGUGAUAUGCGGGCGACAGGGGGAAAGACUGCGCGGUUGUGGAAUCGUGAGUGACGUGUAUCAGUCGUGGGUUUUUCAUUCAUCGCUACACGCCCCCCGGCCCGCGCGGAACAUCGGGAGUGUUACGAACGAAGUUGCCAAGCUAUAAAACACUACGUUUGUUUUGUAAAAUAAAUAGCUCAAUUGAUUUUUACUCCUAAUAUAGUGAGACUUGUGAAAGUGAUAUUAUUUUUAGCUGCUGCUACAAUAGUGUGUGCUUGGGAAUCAGUAAUGUUAGAUAUGUAGGCCUAAAAUGCGCGCCACAACAUAUAUCAUGAAGACAAAAUGUCAUUUUGCCGACCAAUAGCGGCAAUAAAUGAAACUGAAAUAUCGCUGUCUCUUUCAUCUCACCGUAACGAAAGGGAGAGUGGUGUUUCCGUUUCAGCCGCUAUUGGUCGUCUGUCUUUAUCUAUUACGAGAUGUCGUGACACACAUAUUAGGCCUACUGGUUAACUUACGCGAGGAUUAUACUCUGUGUUGAUAUAAAACUCUUAUGGCCAAAAUAAACAUGGAUUAUGAUUUAAAUCUCAAUUUUCGUUAAAGUAAAGUGAAGUUAACACGUUCACUGCGUGACGAGGUCAAUUGACCUCGUAGGUACCUAUCACGUCUUCAAGGGGUACGAGGUCGAUGGACCUCGUAUCGGACCACUGAUUGUUUUAGUACGAGGUCAAAAAACCUCGUACCACACCAUGGGAAAGUACAGAAAAAUCAGUACCGCAGCGAACGUGUUAAAGUAGCUAUUGAUUAGGUCCACUUUACUUUCAAGAUAAUUGAGGUUUAAAUCUUAAUCCAUGUUUGUAACGGCCGGUAAAAGUCAUCGUAGCAAUGAGAUUCGAUAACAAUUUGAAAUCUGCCUUCUGUGGUUUGUGCGAGUAAUUUUUAUGUUAAUUUAUUGGGUUUACCCUCAAAAUAUUACAACUCGUGCGCAUUAACUUGACACCUAGCUUUCAAACAGUCUACAAACAUAAUUCGAGUCAAGUAACGCACGAACUGAAGGUAUAUUACAGUUAUUAUUUACAGUUUCAUUUCAUAUUUCGUGUAAUAAUGUCAUCAUCAUCAUCAUAUCAGCCGAUGACGUCCACUGCAGGACAUAGGCCAUUUGUAGGAACUUCCAAACAUCCAAACAUCACGAUACUGAGCCACCUGCAUCCAGCGAAUCCCUGCGAAUCGCUUGAUGUCGUCAGUCCACCUGGUGGGGGGUCGACCAACACUGCGCUUACUAGUGCGGGGUCGCCAUUCCUGUACUUUGUCUUUUCGUCUGAAAUUCCUCAGUGCCAUAGACAAAAGUCUUCGAACAGUGCGUGUUGCCAGUUCCGAGACUUGGUUGGUAACUACGGGCCUUAAGUAUUAAUGUAUCAUACACAUAUCUAUACUAAUAUUAUAAAGCUGAAGAGUUUGUUUGUUUGUUUGUUUGUUUGUUUGUUUGAACGCGCUAAUCUCAGGAACUACUGGUCCGAUUUGAAAAAUUCUUUCAGUGUUAGAUAGCCCAUUUAUCGAGGAAGGCUAUAGGUUAUAUUUUAUUCCCGCAUUUCUAAGGGAAUGGGAACCACGCCACCAACAUAAAAUAUGAUUUCAUUAAUUUGAGGUAAUAAUAAAUACAAAGCGUUCGCGUUCUUGUAUAUUUCCAUUUGUUAAUGUUUGCCAUGUUUCUUCUUUCUUUCUGUAUUUAAACCAUUAAUUAAACAUUUGUAUCAAACAGAGGUAAGAGGUAAUGGUUGAUUUUGAAAUGUUAUCGAUUGUUAAGGGUUGUGUAUCGAUACUUUGUUAUGGUUGAUGCAGCAGAUUUGUUACCGUGUUUAUUAUUGUUUUAAUUAGUGAUAUGAUAUUAUCUAAUGUACUCAAAGUUUUAUUUUUGCUUUUUAAAUUAAUGGUUGUUAUGCUUUAGUUCCCUGCUAGCUUGAUUGUGUGCAUUUAAUGUUGCAGUACUAAAUGUGUGUUACUAAAGCUGAACAAAGGCUAAGGGAUCGGGAUAUGGUAGAGAUUACUGGUCAGGGGCCUUAACCAUGUGGCGAGUCGAUCCUCUGUCUACAAACGCUGACGCUACGAAACCUAACAAAAUGUAUGGGAAUUACAGAUGCGGACGACAACUUUGUCACGUAACUUGUCGAUAGUGAAUGUCAUUCGCAUACUUUUAUUAAUUUUCUAUGCGUCAAAUUCAAAAUACAAAUUUAAAUGUCAUUUAUUUCAAUUAGGCUUACUUUACAAGCAUUUUUGAAAAGUCAAGUUAUGUCAUGAUUCAAUGGUAGUAAGUAAAGUCUCAAAAUAGUCCUAAAAAACUUAACAUUAAGUUACUAGGGAUCCAAAUGCGCCUCGGUCCGAGAAGAGCCCACAACAAACUCGGUCAAGGUUUAUUUUAUUUUUGUUUACCAGCAUUUUACAAAUUUACUUAUCUAGUAGGUUGGAGAACACAGUCUUAUAGUGCAGUUCAACAACAAGCCAUUUUAUCGUCUAUAUAAUCGUUAACAAUAUAAUAAGACUUUCCUAUAAGCUCGCGUUUAAUAAAGACUUUGAACUUUUUUAAACACAUGUUAGCGUCAGCGUUUGUAGAAAGAGAAUGGAUGUGCCACAUGGCUACAGGCCCAGGUUUUACUUUAUUUACUAUUGAAAGAAGAGGUUUCAAGGUCUUUCGCAAAUGUAUCUAUUGUUGUAGCUUAGCUAGACAAAAUGUUUGAAAUAUACAAUUAUGGUGUGAUGAAUACAAGGUGCGACAUAUUUAUCUUUUUAAUUUUUAUUUUUCUGAUUAAUUUUACAUAUAAAAUAUACAGGGUGCUCGGGAGUAUCUUCCAUAACUUCAAAUUGUUGAUGAGUCCACUUAUAGACGCCAAACUGCAUAACUAAUAUUAUUUUUAACUAAAAAAUAAAAACUUACGUUUUCAUACAAAGUAAUUUCAAAUAAUUCCGACUAUCCAUGUAACACACGCCUUUAUCUAUCCUUGCAUUUUAAAAUACGUCCAACUCGGCUACAUCAUAAUAAUAAGGAUGCGUAUAUAUGGGUCACAUUUUAAGAUCUAUUUAGAAAAUAAAUAUUAUUUACCCUGAAAAUAUUAAUUUUAGAAAAUGUUCCUUGUACAUUUCUAAUUAAUUUUCGCUAAAGAAUAUAACCCCAGAGUUAUGGGAAAUACUCCCGAACACCCUGUAUAUAUAAUAUGGUAUAGUGUUGUACAAUGUAUAAUAGAGCUUAAAACUAGCCUUCUAAAUAAAAUAGCACUAUGAUAAACUAGUAUUUUCAAUAUAUUUUUGGUGAAAGAUGUCAUUGAUAAUUUUUAUUGUCUAUAUCUAGAUCGUAUCAGACCUUGAUUUUCAAAGUUAUCUAAUUGCGUUAUACUAACUUUUUUAUAUUAAACUUUUCUUAAUUGCUACAUUAAUUUUGACAUCGCAACCUUGGUAUUUGCAUAGUGUAUAGUUAUCUUGGAAGAGAGAGAGAGAGAGAGUGAUAGCCCAGUGGAUAUGACCUCUGCCUCCGAUUCCGGAGGGUGUGGGUUCGAAUCCGGUCCGGGGCAUGCACCUCCAACUUUUCAGUUGUGUGCAUUUUAAGAAAUUAAAUAUCACGUCUCUCAAUCGGUGAAGGAAAACAUCGUGAGGAAACCUGCAUACCAGAGAAUUAUCUUCAUUGUCUGCGUGUGUGAAGUCUGCCAAUCCGCAUUGGGCCAGCGUGGUGGACUGUUGGCCUAACCCCUCUCAUUCUAAGAGGAGACUCGAGCUCAGCAGUGAGCCGAAUAUGGGUUGAUGACGAUAGUUAUCUUAGCGUCGUAUACGACAUAUAUCGACGAUAGUUAAGUUAUCGUCAUAUUGAAAUUAUUGUCGUUUUGAUGUGCGUGAUGUUCUCGAUGUCGGUGUUGUUCAAUUAUCAAUUUGACAAUAAUACUGUUUAUAAUAUAUCGAAUAUAAUCGUUGUUAUAAUAAAACUAGUAUACAUUGACGCGGCUCAAAGUUUGAAUAUGAGAUUAUUUGGGAUAAUUUGAAAAUGGGUACAUUCUUAAGUUUGUGGUUAAUAUGCUAAACCUGCCUACAAAUAGUAUUUUUUUUUUUUGCUAAACACGUUUACAUACCUAUACGAUAUAGGUACAUCAAUAAAUUUUGCCACAGCACAAAUAUAGAUAUUCGCAAAUUUCGGAAUUUCCUCAUUUUCUACUCCGAAGGGCCAAUACACACGACGCUUUUCAAACGAGCUGACAACGCGCGUUUUAGGUGAGCACGUCAUGUGUGAGUUAUCGUCGCGGUGUUGUAUCGGCGCAUUUGUAGCGAUACAAACGCUAAAAUCCUGUGUAAAGAUCUCAAAAUAUAGCCAUUUGGCUAGCAUUUUCAGUGUCGUAAUCCGCGUCAGUUUAUAGUCAUCGCGUCAUUGGCAAUAGCUCUAGGAUCAUUUGCCAAGCAUGCGUUUUCUAAUCGUGUAGGACGAGCAUCAUUGACGACAGGCGUUUUAAAAGCGCUAUGUGCUUGGGCCCUAAAACUUUUGCUGCGUCAUUAUAUAUUAGAGAAACUCUAGAGGUAAGUGUUGUGUAUGCCGCGUUCCUAGAUUAUAGUGAUUGUCAAUUGUCAUAAACUGUGCUGUAAGUCCUGAAGUCAUUGAUAGAAAAGCGAAGCAAUACGAAAUUGAUAAUUUUGUAUCGUCAGUUUUUGCUUUAUUAAAUACAAAUUGUAUUUUAUAAAAGGGCUAAUGCUGUCAUUUUAAAUUGCCAUAAAGGCUAAGUUACAUAAGGAUAGUUUCUUUUUAAAUACUUAGGUACUCAUAGUGUCCCUCAGUGGCGGACAAGGUGUCUAACUAGGUUAGGCACUUUACAUAAGUAGGUUCUUACAAAUUGUACAAAAUAGAAAGUUCCUUUUCUAAUACUGGUUCGAAAUUGUGCAUUUUUGCAUCUAUGAUAUGCACGGUGUCACGAAAGGUCGUAGCUCAUUAGAGCCACCCGGGAUCCGUCCCGCACCGCCACGUCGCUAGGCGUCCACUUUUAGUCGACAGGUGAACCACGGGUGGACGCCGCGUUGUCACCAGUGAACCUCGCGUGGUCAACGAAUUUCGGAGUAGUAUUACACGCGAGGUGAGCAUGCCAAUAGCGAGCUAUCAUCGAGUGGUCCGCUCGCAGUCCGUUGACACCUCGCGAGCGAGGCGAUCCGGUGAUGAUACGGAGUUGAUUUAGUGAGCGCAUGCCCAUAUAAACCCACACGAAGAAUAGGUACCAACCACUCGAGGCGAGGCGGUGCGGGUCGGGUCCCGGGUGGCUCUAAUGAGCUACAACCUGUAGGUUGAUGACGAAAUUGUAUUAUCGCACUAUACUUAGAGGCUACUUGUGUAACUUACGCCUUAAUAUUCGUUAAUGUGGUGACUGUAAUACGAAUGGUUCAAAUAUGUUUACCCCUGUAAUACCAAAUUCUCGCACCGGCUAUUUGUUACUUAGUUGGAAAAAGAAUGCGAAUAUUAGUCAAGUAGUUAUGUUUAAAAAACAUAAUGUUGGUUGAAAAAAAAAAUUGCGUCGAUUAAUAUCCAUCCAAAAUGCAUAUUUGUAAUUGUAAGAAGACAAUUUCAUUUGUUUGUACUAACGUAGUGUUUAGUUUGAUGUGUUAGUAUCGGAAAUAGAAACAAAUGAAUUGCUUAUGCUAGUCCAUAGAUAAUUUGUCUUGAAUUUUGGAUUCUUAUGUGGAUGGUUCUGUAAAUUAUUAUGAAACUACCAACAUUCAUUUUUAUCGAUUGUUUUAUAUUUAUAAAUAUUGUUUUUCUAGACCCGAGAACUGUCCUAUAUCAUUUCCUAAAAGACAAUAAUUAUAUUGUACUUUUUAAUUUUAUUUGCAAGUCAUGGAAUUUAACAAUCUUAUUAUAAAAAUCAAUAAAUGUGUUUAAAAUCGAUGGUUCUGAUAUUAAAUUAUAGUUAAGAAUUUAGGAAUUUAGAUGUUCAAAAGAAAUAAAUGUAAAAAUUCGUAAAA
Molecule: messenger RNA, 9598 nt
Organism: Bicyclus anynana (squinting bush brown)
Lineage: Eukaryota; Metazoa; Arthropoda; Insecta; Lepidoptera; Nymphalidae
Product: mitochondrial glutamate carrier 1
Exons: 8
Coding region: 183-1121 (312 amino acids)
Biological process (GO): malate-aspartate shuttle; L-glutamate transmembrane transport; aspartate transmembrane transport
Molecular function (GO): L-aspartate transmembrane transporter activity; L-glutamate transmembrane transporter activity
Source: RefSeq, a predicted model, not a curated record